ACUUUUUGAAACUUCAUUUAACUGCCAAGACGGUUUGCUCUUGCUCCGGGUCGAAACGAAACCGUUGUGUCCAAAAGCUGUAUGAAUAGUUGUUAUUAGUUGUAGUUUAUUGUUGUUUUAUCUGUUAAUUCGUAAGAUUUUUAAAAAUGCCCAAAGAUGAUAAAAACAGUAAUCAAAUACCGGAAAUUAUGUAUGAUGCGAAUACGAAAACGAUCUACAAAAAAAGGGAGUUCUUUGGGAGGGGAGGUUUUGCAAACUGUUAUGAAAUUGUAAAUUCUUCUACAAACCAAACAUAUGCUGGAAAAAUAGUAUCAAAAAAGCUUAUGGUUAAGGAAAACCAGAAGGAAAAAAUAACUCAAGAAAUUCAGAUUCAUCAAUCUCUUCGCCACAAAAACAUUGUUGGAUUCUAUGGAUUCUUCGAGGACCAAUUCAAUAUUUAUAUUGUCCUAGAAUUAUGUAGAAAAAGAUCAAUGAUGGAACUCCACAAGAGGAGAAAGGCCCUCACAGAGCCUGAAACUAGAUAUUACAUGAAACAAAUACUCCACGGAGUUACAUAUCUACAUGAGCGUAGAAUUAUCCAUCGGGAUCUGAAAUUAGGAAAUUUGUUCUUAGAUGAUGAACUACAUGUUAAAAUAGGAGAUUUUGGUUUAGCUGCUAAGAUAGAAUAUGAUGGUGAACGUAAAAAGACCCUUUGUGGAACCCCAAAUUAUAUUGCUCCAGAAAUAUUGAAUAGAAAGGGUCAUUCCUUCGAGGUUGAUAUAUGGUCAGUAGGUUGCAUAAUGUAUACUCUGUUGAUUGGCAAACCUCCCUUUGAAACAACGAAAUUGAAGGAGACUUAUGAAAGAAUAAAAAAAUGCGAAUAUAGCAUCCCUAAAUUAGUUCAGCCUGCUGCCAAACAUAUGAUAAUGGCGAUGCUACAACAAGAUCCUAAACUUCGACCAAAAGUUCAACAGUUAUCACAUCACGAGUUUAUUACAUCAGGAUAUUGUCCCACUGUUUUACCAGUGAGUUCACUGAUUAUGGAGCCAAGAUUCAACCAGAUGGAAAGUGGAAACCGUAAACCAUUGUCUGAACUUACUUCUGCUAAUGCAGGGGAACCUAUGAUAACUUCUCCUCAGAAAGACAUUCACAACUCUAUUGCAGCAGCGGGCAAUGCUGGAAAUGCAAAUACUUUCAAUGCAAAGGAAAACUUCAUUAUUCUCAGGAAUAUGAUCGGAAAGGUUUUGAAAACCAAGCCCGCCAGAAAAGAAAAAUUCUUGGAUGAAAUGUCGGAUCCUGCCGCUCAGCCAAUAAUUUGGAUUUCAAAAUGGGUUGACUAUUCAGAUAAAUACGGAUUCGGCUAUCAACUGUCAGAUGAAAGUGUGGGAGUUAUGUUUAAUGAUAUGACAAAACUGAUAAUGUUACCUAAUCAAAUAAAUGUUCACUAUGUUGACCGACAGGGAGUAGAAGUUUACAUGACCCUAGAAAAUUAUCCUGCACAAUAUGAGAAAAAAAUCAAACUUCUCACAUACUUUAGCCGCUAUAUGCGGGAACAUUUAAUAAAGACUGGUGCUGAUGAAGUGAAAGAAGCCGACACAAUGACGAGAACUCCCCAUUUACAUCAGUGGUGUAGGUCCACAUCUGGAGUCCUCAUGCAACUCACAAACGGCACAGUACAGUUCAACUUCACAGACCACACGAAAAUCAUUUUGUGCCCCCUCAUGGCUGCAGUAACUUAUAUAGAUGACGACAAAUCAUUCCGUACAUUCAGGUUUUCUUCUAUUGAGAAAAAUGGUUGUUCAACUGGUCUCUACGAAAAAAUGAAAUAUGCUUAUGAUAAAUUUAAUGUGUUAUUGGAAUGUUAGAUAUUGAAUGUUUUAGUUCAAAGUGAAUAAAAUGAACAAUUAAAUUUUUUUAAACUUG
Molecule: messenger RNA, 1902 nt
Organism: Coccinella septempunctata (seven-spotted ladybird)
Lineage: Eukaryota; Metazoa; Arthropoda; Insecta; Coleoptera; Coccinellidae
Gene: polo
Product: serine/threonine-protein kinase polo
Exons: 8
Coding region: 147-1844 (565 amino acids)
Biological process (GO): protein phosphorylation; mitotic cell cycle; regulation of cytokinesis
Cellular component (GO): spindle pole; nucleus; centrosome
Molecular function (GO): ATP binding; protein binding; protein serine/threonine kinase activity
Source: RefSeq, a predicted model, not a curated record